Messenger RNA from Pyricularia oryzae 70-15, 1580 nucleotides. RefSeq names its product methionine aminopeptidase 1. Gene Ontology annotation, biological process: proteolysis. Bases 169 to 1356 code for a protein of 395 amino acids. Lineage: Eukaryota; Fungi; Ascomycota; Sordariomycetes; Magnaporthales; Pyriculariaceae. The transcript has 4 exons. Gene Ontology annotation, molecular function: metalloaminopeptidase activity. The record is from RefSeq and is a predicted model, not a curated record.
AAGCGCCGUUGACCGAACCUCUUCAAAUUGAGCUUACAAAAACUGGCUUCACAACCCUGGAAAACACCAAUUUUCUCUUGACAAACUCUGCUUCUUCAUUGCUUCUUUACUUCUCCAGACUUUAUUAAAUUUCACCACUCCGCCCCUCGGUAUCAAAUCGCCGCCACCAUGACUGCCGAACCGCCCCCUAAGCGCAAGUGUCUCGGAGCCGACUGCGAGAACGAUGCCGGCUCGCUGCAAUGCCCGACCUGCUUGAAGCUAGGCAUCAAGGAUAGCUACUUCUGCUCGCAAGAUUGCUUUAAGAAGAACUGGGGAACGCACAAGGCUACCCACAAGCAAGAAAACAGUAUUUUGAGCCACCUCUUUCCUCCAAAGGUCGUUUCUAAGCCAGAUCCAGAAACCGGUCUCUUCAAUCCCUUCCCGGCCUUCAACUUCUCAGGCCCCCUGCGCCCCGUUUACCCGCUUUCGGAACGCCGAAAGGUUCCCGCCUCGAUCCCCCACCCCGACUAUGCCGGCGACGGCAUCCCGAAGCACGGCCGCUCUCUCGUGCGCUCCAACAAGAUCGAGUGCCUCGACGCCAAGGCACAGGAGGGCAUGCGCAAGGUCUGCCGUCUUGCGCGCGAAGUCCUCGACAUUGCCGCCGCCGCCAUCCACCCGGGUAUCACGACCGACGAGAUCGACAAGAUCGUGCACGACGCAUGUAUCGAACGAAAUUCCUACCCAUCCCCGCUCAACUACAACCACUUCCCCAAGUCAGUGUGCACGUCACUAAACGAGGUCAUUUGCCACGGCAUCCCGGACAAGCGUCCCCUGGUGGACGGCGACAUCCUGAACCUGGAUGUCACAUUAUACCAUGAAGGCUACCAUGGCGACCUGAAUGAGACGUACUACGUCGGCGACAAGGCGCUCGCAGACCCCGACGUCGUCCGUCUGGUUGAGACGACGCGCGAGUGUCUCGACGAGGCCAUCAAGCUCGUCAAGCCCGGCACCCUCUUCCGCGAGUUUGGCAACGUCAUCGAGAAGCACGCAAAGGCCAAUAACUGCAGCGUCAUUAGGACGUAUGUCGGCCACGGCAUCAACUCCGUCUUCCACUGCCCGCCAAACAUUCCGCAUUACGCCAAGAACAAGGCCGUUGGAGAGUGCAAGCCCGGCAUGACGUUCACCAUCGAGCCGAUGUUGGCCCUCGGCAAGUACCGGGACAUCACCUGGCCCGACAACUGGACCAGCACCACUAUUGAUGGAAAGCGGUCUGCGCAAUUUGAACACACUCUGCUUGUGACCGAGACUGGAGUCGAAGUCCUCACGGCAAGGAAAGCGGACUCUCCGGGUGGACCUGUGCCCUUGCCAACGGCAUGACCGCCGGUCAUUUAAAACGCCAAUGGCAAGAAUGAUUAAUGGCGAUGUGGAUUGAUCCGUGAUUAUAGAACAGAGACUCAAUAUAUCAUCCGAAUACCAUGAAUUUAAGCGUUGCUGUGGUCUGGCAGUUGUCAGGAUCUCCUUGUUUUAAAAAAGGUUGAAAAUUUUGGUGGUGUCCUGAGCAGCGGUAAAUCUUUUGAUGAAUUUAUAAGUAGUGCAUCGGU